Messenger RNA from Marchantia polymorpha subsp. ruderalis, 2873 nucleotides. NCBI's taxonomy places the organism in Eukaryota, Viridiplantae, Streptophyta, Marchantiopsida, Marchantiales, Marchantiaceae. The record is from the annotation of a GenBank genome assembly.
CUGGAGUCCGAUUGCUUUCGAGCCCGGCGCAGGAUUUCACCGACGAGGGAAGGCGUGGGUCGAAUUUUUCGGUGCAAGCUCGCCUCUGUGCCUGCGCUCGGCUCGGCCUGUUCCGGCUGAUGUCCAUCUUCACGUAUUUCGGGUGAACGCAGUCUCUAGCUCAUUGGAUCCGGGGUGGCCUCGACGCGUGUUUUGGAUCGCGAGAAUCCGGCGGAAGUCAUCGUUCAAGGAAGAAAAUCGAGAGCUGAUAGAUUGGUCGGAUGAGUGUGCGUAGAUUGAAUGUCGUGAGUUUUUCGUGCGUACGUGGGGAAAUCCGGGCAAUUUGGGAGGAUAGUGCAAGUGGAAACGUGGAUGCGCUGAAAUGAUUUGAUUGUUCGACGAAAAAACGGAGUUUAUUUAGUUCAUGGGCGCGAAGUGUUCAGACGUUGAGCUGUGCAUGAGAAGCUGACGUUCUGAGGAAUCACGAGGAGCAAAUUCGGACAAGAGUUGUUACUUUUGCGAGCUGCCGAGAGCUGCAGUGCAGAGAAGUGGAUUAUUUAAGAAUGAAUGAGGUUUGAAUGAAGCUGGUAGUGGGUUCGAGCAAUCACUCGUGCGGAUUUUUCUAAUGUGCUGCGAAGUUUAUUAGAUUACAUUCAGGACCCAGUUGGGGUUCAAGUUUGAAUGAUCGAAAGGGAAGGAGAUUGAGACAGAGGAGAAGGGCUGAAGGUCGGGAGGAAAUCUUGAAUUCGGCGGGUCAGCUGCCCUCUGUUUUAAUGCGGAAAGCUUCUGCAUUCCGCAGAUCAUGGUCGUAUCAUCUGUAUAGGGCUUCUGUGCGUGAAAGCACUGGAUUGCUCGUGCGAAGCCCGCAAUUGAGCUUGUUUCAUACGGAAUCGUCUCCGUCUUCCACAGCAAAGAAUUAUGAUCGAGUCAACUCCAACGAUCAUCGUCCACCAAAAUCCCUGAUUGUCCGAGUAGACGACAGUCAAGCUACUGUGCCUUCAAUCUUUGGAUGCAAAAGCUACGUAUCUGCAACCGGAGUAUCCAAACCGCCUGAAUCAACAACAACCGCGGGGAGCUUGGAUGUCUUCUUGCCAAAAACCAUUCCGAGAUUGCUGCGCCAAGAUAUCUACAGGCCAGCCUUUAUCAGUGGAGCUCACGAAAGGGCUUCGUGUACCACUGGAGGUCUUGCUUCGGCUGGAAAUGACGCUGAGAACUGUGCCAAGAAAUUCGAUUGUGGACAGGAAUCUUACCUGGAUGCCAAGUUUCAAGAUACCUGGUCAUUUUAUCUGAAACAGGGGCCUUAUGGAAGAAAUUGUGGCGAGGAAUUCCACCAAGAGUUACAAACUCAAAUACGAAAGGUGCAGGGCUUUCUUGCGGAUUUUGAAGACAGCGAUUCUCGUAACCCAGUCCAACGAGAGAAAGGAUACCCUAAAACUGGCGCUGUAUAUUGGAAUUGGAACGGUGCUCCCCUGGGUUUGGGAUUAUCAUCGUCUUUGACGUUCCCGGGCAUAUCUGGGAGGUUCCCUCGGCGAGCCAGCAUCUGCACUGCUCCUUCGCCAUCCCAACGCAGAUCGUUCAGCUCAGGAGUUGCUCCACCAACUAAAAGCGAGACGACUGCUGAACCCCUGGCCCGUGAUUACAGCCAGAGGGCCGUGGUUACCGCAUUGUGGUGUAAUUUCCUUGUAUUCUGCUUGAAGCUGGGGGUUUGGAUGAUGACCUCCAGUCAUGUUAUGCUGGCUGAAGCCAUUCACUCGUUGGCAGAUUUGGCAAAUCAAGGUCUUCUGGCAUAUGGUCUAAUGAGUUCAAAACGGGCUCCAGAUGCAAUGCACCCGUAUGGCUAUACAAAGGAGCGAUUUGUUUGGUCUUUGAUCUCAGCGGUCGGCAUCUUUUGUCUUGGUUCCGGUGCCACCAUCAUUCAUGGAGUGCAAAAUCUCUUCAGUGCACAGCCUCUGGAGAAUGUCUAUUUGGCAGCGCUGGUCAUAGGUGGAUCAAUGAUCAUGGAAGGGGCAUCUCUUCUGGUAGCCAUCAGUUGUGUUCGGAACGGGGCAAAAGCUGAAGGCAUGACCAUGCGAGACUACCUCUGGCGUGGUCAUGAUCCUACGUCGGUUGCCGUAAUGAUGGAGGAUGGUGCAGCCGUUACAGGUCUUGGAAUUGCGGCUUGUGCUUUGGCAGCUGCUCAUUAUACAGGAAAUCCGAUGUGGGAUCCUAUAGGCUCAAUCGUAGUUGGCAAUCUGCUUGGCGGGGUAGCCAUAUUUCUCAUACAACGCAAUCGACAUGCUCUGCUUGGACGAUCUAUGGACGAUAAAGACAUGAUGCGUGUGAUUACUUUACUCUCAAAGGAUCCGGUAGUGGAUGCUAUUUAUGACUGCAAAAGCGAGGUGAUUGGUCCUGGUGCAUAUCGGUUCAAGGCCGAGAUUGAUUUUAAUGGUGUAGUUAUUGUGCAAAAUUAUCUGAAGAAAGCUGGACGUGGGAACUGGCAUAAAGAGUUUCACGAAGCAGUGAGUGGCACAGAGCCAGGUCACUUGGACCGAGUUAUGGCUGCUUAUGGAGAGGAGAUCGUAUCAGCUCUCGGUAGCGAGGUGGAUAGAUUGGAGAAAGAAAUCCAGAAGAUUGUUCCUGGAAUACGCCAUGUUGACAUUGAGGCCCACAACCCACAAGGUCCAGCCCCUCGAGAAAAGCUCUACAUAUACUGAUAUCAAUACGGUGUGGUGUACAAAUACAGACCCAUUUGUGGGUCCCUCAAAGAAGAACACGAAUAUAGAACUUGCUCAUUACAAGCAUGCCUUGGGCUAUUUGUCCGUUUUCAAAGUACCACAAUUUUAGUCUUCACGAAGUCAGUUAUUUGUUCUCAGCUAACACAAAUUUACCGUUUAAGUUCGAAGAAAAUGUUCGUU